AUGAACGCCGCCCCUCCAGCGGGAAGUGCCCUGGCUCCAGCCGGACCCAGUGGCCCCACCACUCCCAAGAAGGGCCCCCCCAAGUUCAAGCAGCGGCAGACCCGCACGUUCAAGAGCAAGGCGCCCAAGCCCGGCCAGAAAGGCUUCGGUGACGACAUCCCCGGCAUGGAGGGCCUGGGCACGGACUUCACGGUGGUGUGCCCAUGGGAAGCCUUCGGCGACAUGGAGCUCAGCGACCUGGCCAAAUACGGCAUCAUUUAACGCCGCUGCCUCCUGCCUUCCUCGCCUCCCGCCCCCCGGCCGGCUGGCCGCGAUAAGGCCGCCGGCCCCCCUAACGCCCUCUCGUCUAUCUACCUCAGGCUUUGCUCCACUGAGUGGCUGCAGAGCAUAAUGAUGAUCUUAUUUUUAUAUUAUUAUGAUGAUACAAUACUGUUCACAGUAUUUAUGCCGACAUGAGAAGACGAGAAACCAACUCUGUUCCCUGUUCCCGCUGCCCUCGUCCACCUACAGCAGGCGUCCCCCUCCACCCUCCUCACCCACGGCAACGGAUGCAAGCAAUCACUAGGUGGUGCUAGCCUGAAUCUGCUUCUAGCUGUUAAUGUACACACCUCCUGUUCCACCUUUCACCGUCUCCACUGUGACGCGUUGCUUCCCUUUUGAUGGACGUUGUGUUUUUACUGUAAACAACGGCGGAUGAGGAGAGGGAGCGGCUCUCACGGACCCUCCCCUCUCUAGAAAAUAAAAGCAUGUGUGUGUGAAGCACGCCGCCACAGACUGUACUGAGCUGAGCCAUAGCUGCUGUAAAGUGUUUAUUUUUAGUAA
Betta splendens (Siamese fighting fish) is the source of this 822-nucleotide messenger RNA. It is a transcript of the gene pde6hb, whose product is annotated as phosphodiesterase 6H, cGMP-specific, cone, gamma, paralog b. NCBI's taxonomy places the organism in Eukaryota, Metazoa, Chordata, Actinopteri, Anabantiformes, Osphronemidae. Gene Ontology annotation, biological process: visual perception; positive regulation of epidermal growth factor receptor signaling pathway; positive regulation of G protein-coupled receptor signaling pathway. Gene Ontology annotation, cellular component: photoreceptor outer segment membrane. Bases 1 to 261 code for a protein of 86 amino acids. The record is from RefSeq and is a predicted model, not a curated record. The transcript is spliced from 2 exons. Gene Ontology annotation, molecular function: cGMP binding; 3',5'-cyclic-nucleotide phosphodiesterase activity.